Helobdella robusta is the source of this 420-nucleotide messenger RNA. RefSeq lists its product as hypothetical. The transcript is spliced from 2 exons. The record is from RefSeq and is a predicted model, not a curated record. Lineage: Eukaryota; Metazoa; Annelida; Clitellata; Rhynchobdellida; Glossiphoniidae. Bases 1 to 420 code for a protein of 139 amino acids.
AUGGAGGGUGUUAAGAAUUACAGAAGUACGAGUCGAGUGAAUGGGUGGUCGUGGCCACCGCAUCCCCUGCAGAUUAUUUUAUGGAUCACCAUCAUUUAUUUCAUAGUCUUUUAUUACUGCACAUGUCUGCCUGCCUUGGUCUCCAAUUUGCAAACUCUUAACUACAUUCUAACAUUGAUAAUGCUCAUCCACAUCAUCUUCCACCUGAUGGCUUCAUCCAUCAACCCUGCUGAUGAAAACGUUUUGAUAAAGUUCAACUUGGGCUCGUAUGUAGUAGCUCCAUUCGAUAGGAAGAUUCACAAUCAUGUCAUCGAAAACUGUAGAUGUAACAUAUGUGGUGUGGAUGUGUUAGUAGUUGUAUUUUGCUGUAAUGGAAAUAUAUCAAAUUAUCUUUUGAAAAAUUUUGUUAGUUUGGGUUAA